Sorex fumeus (smoky shrew) is the source of this 725-nucleotide messenger RNA. RefSeq names its product troponin I1, slow skeletal type (gene TNNI1). Bases 1 to 615 code for a protein of 204 amino acids. Gene Ontology annotation, biological process: muscle contraction. The transcript has 7 exons. The record is from RefSeq and is a predicted model, not a curated record. NCBI's taxonomy places the organism in Eukaryota, Metazoa, Chordata, Mammalia, Eulipotyphla, Soricidae. Gene Ontology annotation, cellular component: troponin complex.
AUGCCGGAAGUAUUUUCUGUUUUAUACACUCUGUGUCACCAACUCCCUUCCCUCUCUCCCCUUCAGAGAAAAUCCAAGAUCACUGCCUCCCGCAAGCUCCUGCUGAAGAGCCUGAUGCUGGCCAAGGCCAAGGAGUGCUGGGAGCAGGAACACGAGGAGCGCGAGGCGGAGAAGGCCCGCUACCUGGCCGAGCGCAUUCCCACGCUGCAGACCCGCGGCCUGUCCCUCAGUGCCCUUCAGGACCUGUGCCGGGACCUGCAUGCCCAGGUGGAGGUGGUGGACGAGGAGAGAUACGACAUUGAGGCCAAAUGUCUCCACAACACCCGGGAGAUUAAGGACCUGAAGCUGAAGGUGCUGGACCUCCGUGGCAAGUUCAAGCGCCCACCCCUGCGUCGGGUGCGGGUCUCGGCUGAUGCCAUGCUUCGGGCGUUGCUGGGCUCCAAGCAUAAGGUGUCCAUGGAUCUAAGGGCUAAUCUCAAGUCUGUGAAGAAGGAGGACACAGAGAAGGAGCGGCCUGUGGAGGUGGGUGACUGGAGGAAGAACGUGGAGGCCAUGUCUGGGAUGGAAGGCCGGAAGAAGAUGUUUGACGCAGCCAAGACUCCCGCCACCCAGUAGAGGCCGUCACCGCACUUCCUGCACCUCCAGCCUGAGCACCCGCCUUUGCAGAGUGUGGAAGAUCUCAGCCCGCCCCAGCAUGGCCCUCCCACCCACGCCCCCCGCCUCCA